Messenger RNA from Sphaeramia orbicularis (orbiculate cardinalfish), 3343 nucleotides. RefSeq names its product zinc finger and BTB domain containing 41 (gene zbtb41). Gene Ontology annotation, biological process: regulation of gene expression. NCBI's taxonomy places the organism in Eukaryota, Metazoa, Chordata, Actinopteri, Kurtiformes, Apogonidae. The transcript is spliced from 11 exons. The coding region runs from base 239 to 3070 and encodes 943 amino acids. The record is from RefSeq and is a predicted model, not a curated record. Gene Ontology annotation, molecular function: protein binding. Gene Ontology annotation, cellular component: nucleus.
UAUAUUUUCUACGACACGUUUUGUGGUUAUUCCAGUUACUUAAAUCCUAAAAUAGACUCUUUAACGGACAAAAGCUGAACCAACCAAUAGGAAAGCAGCUUGUUACGAUGUCCGACAUUUCUGGUACGAUGGGAAGAUGGGGCGGUACAUAUAUUCAGAAAAUUAGUAUUUUCUACUUUAUUUCGCUCAUUACCAAUGUCAGCCGGAGUAUACGUUACUUUUGAAAUGCAGCACAUAUAUGAAAGUUGUAAUAAUUGGUAGCCAGUCAAAUACAACAAUGAAGAGAAAACCUGCUACUCCUCUGCGUCCCAAACGCAGCCGGCCGGUGAGGACCGGUAAUGAAUUUGUCACAGAAAAUGCCACUAUGUCGAGCUCUGAUGCCCUACCAAAGUUGGCGAGUGUCGUAGAAUCAGCUUCACAAAGCAGACACCUGACUAUGUCACAUCACAGUCAUAACCUCCUCAAGUUCUUGAAUGAAGACCGGACCCGGCAGAGGUUCUGUGAUGUUUCAGUGUCUGUGGGUGGGAAGCUCUAUUAUGCUCAUAAGGUGGUGUUGGCCCAUGGGAGCAGCUACUUCCACGCUGAGCUGUCCAAGAACCCAGCUACAACACUUGUGACUCUGGACCAUGUGGAGGACUCUGUUUUCCAGCAUCUGCUUGGAUUUUUGUACACAUCUGAAUGCAUUAUUACAGAGGCUGACCUGCCAGCUCUAAUGGAAGCAGCUCGAUUCUUGGACAUGAUGGAUAUACUGAAGCUGCUGAGUGAAGAGGGCAGCGUUCACCCUGUUAGUGCAACACAAGGCCAGGCUGAGACUAGAGGGUCUCCUGCAGUGGACCUGACCCCCAGCGACUCACCACCAAGUAAUACAGACAUCCGGAGCUCAUCAGAUAUUCAGUGUAACCUCAGUGGUCGACAGAUUAGUUCAGAGAACAUACUGCCGAACCAUGUUGUUGAAAACCAUAGUGAUACACAGCAGGAAAUUACAACUGAGAAAGAAAAGACAUCAGGUCCGAGGGCGGUUAAUAUGCGGAGAUCAGCACGAAAGAGGACAUCACUGAGUAAAAGAAAUGAUGUGGAGGGUACUGUCAAGAUGCCGAAUGAAGAACAAAAAACUGUAUCACCAAAGGAGCUGGGAGAAGAAAGAGUAAAAGAAGCAGGCAAAGAUGUUGCUGAAAAUCAAACAUCCAAACCUCAAGUCAACGACACGUCAGAUUCUACUCAGAUUGAAGAUCCCGCAGAUGAGGAGGAGCAGGAUGAGGAAGGGGAAAUGACUGAGGGUGAAGCUUUCCGGAUAAAAAUUGUAGAUGUUUGGGGAGCACUGGAUGUUCCAACUCGGCGACGGUCAGGAAGGACUGGGCCUCAGGCUGUGGGAGACGGGGAGGCUGGAAGUUCUACCCAGAGUCCGGUGUAUCCUGAGGGUCUGGCUCCAGUCAUCAUCCAGACUGCCAGCAAAAAGACCCUGAAGUGUCCAAAGUGUGAAAAGACCUUUGACCGAGCAGGAAAAUAUGAAAGUCAUACCAGAGUGCACACAGGAGAGAAGCCAUUCCAGUGUGAGAUCUGUCUUCAGCGCUACUCCACCAAGUCCAAUCUGACCGUCCACCAGAAGAAACACGCCUCCGACGCUCCCUUCCAGAAGAAGGAGCACAAGUGUCCGUUCUGUAACAAACUCCACGCCAGCAAGAAAACUCUGGCCAAGCACGUCAGGAGGUUUCAUCCAGACCACAUCCAGGAGUUUCUCGCCAAGAGGAAAAGGAAGAGUGAAGGCUGGAAAUGUGCAAUUUGUCUGAAGACCUUCACCCGAAGGCCUCAUCUCCAGGAGCACAUGAUCCUCCACACUCAAGAACGACCCUUCAAAUGCACCUUCUGUGAUGAGUACUUUAAGUCCAGGUUUGCCAGACUGAAGCACCAGGAAAAGUUCCAUUUAGGUCCUUUCCCCUGUGACAUCUGUGGCCGCCAGUUUAAUGAUACAGGAAACAGAAAAAGGCACAUUGAAUGUACACAUGGAGGCAAAAGGAAAUGGACCUGCUUUGUCUGUGGGAAAUCAGUGAGGGAAAGGACAACCUUGAGGGAGCACAUGCGGAUCCACAGUGGGGAGAAGCCUCACCUCUGUAGCAUCUGUGGUCAGAGUUUCCGUCACGGCAGCUCCUACAGGCUCCACCUCCGAGUUCACCAUGACGACAAACGCUAUGAAUGUGAUGAAUGUGGGAAAACCUUCAUACGCCACGAUCACCUGACCAAACAUCAGAAAAUACACUCUGGUGAGAAAGCACACCAGUGUGAAGAGUGUGGGAAGUGCUUCAGGCGUCACGACCAUCUGACCGUCCACUAUAAAAGUGUUCAUUUAGGAGAGAAAGUUUGGCAGAAGUAUAAAACUGCUGUGCAUCAGUGUGAGGUUUGCAAGAAGGAAUUUAAAGGAAAGUCCAGUCUAGAAAUGCACUUUCGAACCCACUCAGGUGAGAAACCCCACCGAUGUCCUGAAUGCCAUCAGACGUUCCGAAUCAAGAAAACCUUGACGAAGCACAUGGUGAUUCACUCGGACGCUCGUCCCUUUAACUGUCCGCACUGCAGCGCCACCUUUAAGAGGAAAGACAAACUGAAGUACCACGUCGACCACGUCCACAGCAGCCGCUUCACCGAGCAGCCCCUCGCGACGCUCAGCGAGGACAAAAUGGUCUCCAUCCCUUUUGACGAAAGCUCUAAGGUGUACCGAGCUGAAGCAAAGUCAGCCCUCCAGAGCCCGCCGCCUCCUAUGAACGUUUGCGUACCCGUCACUUUAGUUCCGGUCCAGCUGUCAGGUGGAGCGCAGGGGGACAUGAACACCCACUCCUCACAGUCCCACAGCGUUGUGAGCAUGCAGCCGCAAGGACAACAGAACUCCAGUUACCAGGCCGCCACCGAGCUGGCUUUCUUAGAGAAGUACACCCUCACCCCUCAGCCCACCAACAUCGUCCACCCGGUGAGGUCAGACCAGAUGAUGGACCCCCGGGACCAGUCCUACCUGGGUACGCUACUGGGGCUGGAGGCCCCUUCGUCUGUGCAGAACAUGUCGAACUCCGAUCACACACACUGAUUCUCUUCAACCAAAAACGGAGACUUUAAUAACAAGAGGAACAUGAGCUGCACAUGAGGAAGAAUCAUGAUUGACUCACAUUACAAACGAGAAGAAAAAUUACAGCCCUGCACCCGAUUUAGUUCUUCUGUGCAUGAUACAGGACAAAAAAACCACUCUGGAAACUCUUACUUUUAAAUAAGAAUUCUUAUUUCAGUCGUGUGUUCACUAUCCUCACAUAUAACCACUAACCUUCCAGUGGGGCUGCACGAUUUUGGCCAAAAAUAAAAUCUA